Podarcis raffonei (Aeolian wall lizard) is the source of this 661-nucleotide messenger RNA. RefSeq names its product ribosomal protein L22 like 1 (gene RPL22L1). Gene Ontology annotation, biological process: cytoplasmic translation. The record is from RefSeq and is a predicted model, not a curated record. Gene Ontology annotation, molecular function: RNA binding; structural constituent of ribosome. Bases 102 to 470 code for a protein of 122 amino acids. Lineage: Eukaryota; Metazoa; Chordata; Lepidosauria; Squamata; Lacertidae. The transcript is spliced from 4 exons. Gene Ontology annotation, cellular component: ribosome.
CGAGCGUGGUCCACGCCGCACGUCAUUGCGUCACGGCGCGGAUAUCUAUAAAAGCGCGGCCGCGAUGUUUCCGCCCUCUCUUUCUCCAUUGCCUGGCCAAGAUGGCGCCGCAAAAGGACAAGAAACUGAAAAAAUCAACUUGCAAGUAUAGCCUUGACCUCACCCAUCCUGUAGAAGAUGGAAUAUUUGAUUCAGGAAAUUUUGAACAGUUCCUGAAGGAAAAAGUUAAGGUCAAUGGAAAAACUGGAAACUUGGGAAAUGUAGUUCAUAUUGAACGCUUUAAAAACAAAAUCACAGUGACAUCUGAAAGGCAGUUCUCAAAAAGGUACCUUAAGUAUCUCACAAAGAAGUAUCUCAAGAAGAACAAUCUCCGUGACUGGCUGCGCGUGGUUGCGUCUGACAAGGAGACCUACGAACUGCGUUAUUUCCAGAUUAGCCAUGAUGACGAAGGGUCUGAAGCCGAGGAGUAGAAUAAGCUUUUAUGUGGAGCAUUGUCUUCCCUGGUGCACAGCGUGUACACAUGAAUCAUCUAUUUAUGAGAAUGAAAUCAUUUAUUACCAAAGAAAAGUUGUACACUGACUUUACUUAUAGAUUGCUGUGGGCACCUGGGAUUUGUUGUGUUUCAAAAGUUUCAUUAAAAGAGCCUCCUGAUAAAUUAUAA